This is a messenger RNA of Alternaria ethzedia, 1623 nucleotides long. RefSeq names its product anthranilate synthase component 1 (gene TRP2). NCBI's taxonomy places the organism in Eukaryota, Fungi, Ascomycota, Dothideomycetes, Pleosporales, Pleosporaceae. The transcript has 10 exons. Gene Ontology annotation, biological process: L-tryptophan biosynthetic process. The record is from RefSeq and is a predicted model, not a curated record. Gene Ontology annotation, molecular function: anthranilate synthase activity. Bases 1 to 1623 code for a protein of 540 amino acids.
AUGGCGUCACAGCUAGGCGUUCAGCCAUCGCUUGACACCAUUCGAGAGGUAUUGGCUGCAGCAGUCAAGUCGCCCAACCCACCGAACCUCGUGCCCGUUUUCUCCUCGAUACCCGCCGAGUUCUUGACCCCGUCAAGCAUAUACCUGAAGAUAUCCGCAAAAUCCAAGUCAAGACUAUCCUUCCUAUUCGAGAGUGCUGCGACAACCGAGACCAUAGGACGGUAUAGCUUCAUUGGCGCAGACCCUCGCAAAGUCAUCAAGACCGGCCCGGGCCAUGGCGAAGAAACCGAUCCACUACCCCUCCUCGAAAAGGAACUCGCAAAGAGCCGCGUCGCGACCGUACCCUCGAUACAACUACCUCCUAUGACCGGCGGCGCGGUGGGAUACGUUGGCUAUGAUUGCGUCAAAUACUUCGAGCCCAAGACACGGCGAGAUGACAUGAAGGAUGUGCUGGGUGUACCAGAGAGCUUCUUCAUGCUCUUCGAUACCCUGGUGGCUCUGGACCAUUUCGCGCAGGUCGUAAAGGUCAUAACGUACGUCAAGGUCCCAGACAGCAUGGACGACCUAGAACAAGCGUACGAGGAAGCGAAGAGUACACUAAAGAGGUAUAUGACGAUACUCAAGGACAAGGACAUCCCGCUACCGGAACAAGGGCCUAUACAGCUAGGCCAUCAGUACACAUCCAACAUUGGCCAGGAGGGGUACGAGAACCACGUCAAGACAUUGAAGAAGCACAUUGGCGUUGGCGACAUCAUCCAGGCAGUACCUUCGCAACGGUUUGCAAGACCGACUUCAUUGCACCCCUUCAACGUGUACCGGAACCUCCGCAACGUCAACCCCUCACCGUACCUCUUCUUCGUCGACUGUGACGAUUUUCAGAUAGUGGGGGCAAGUCCCGAGCUGCUGGUAAAAGAGGAGCAGGGUCGCAUCAUCACGCACCCCAUUGCCGGCACAGUGAAGCGGGGCAAGACACUGCAAGAAGAUGCAGCACUCGCAGACGAAUUGUCCAACUCGCUCAAGGACCGGGCCGAACAUGUUAUGUUGGUCGACUUGGCUCGCAAUGACGUCAAUCGCGUGUGCGACCCACUUUCGACACGAGUUGACAAGCUAAUGGUUGUCCAAAAGUUUUCCCACGUGCAGCACCUGGUCUCGGAGGUGUCCGGGGUGCUGCGACCUGGCAAGACACGAUUCGACGCGUUCCGCUCUAUCUUCCCAGCUGGCACGGUGAGCGGUGCGCCCAAGGUCCGUGCUAUGGAGCUCAUUGCUGAGCUGGAGCGGGAAAAACGCGGUGUAUAUGCUGGCGCGGUGGGAUACUUUGGCUACGGCAGUAUUGAUGGCGACAAGGAGAUUGAAGGUGCCAUGGACACAUGCAUUGCGCUAAGGACCAUGCUUGUCAAAGAUGGCAUCGCGUAUCUCCAAGCAGGGGGUGGCAUAGUUUUCGACUCGGACCCCUACGAUGAGUGGAUGGAGACGAUCAAUAAGUUGGGCGCGAACACGCACUGCAUCACAUCAGCUGAAGAGAAGCAUCUGGCCGAGCAGCAGGAGGCGGGCGAAGGGGACAGAGACGGGUCGGCGCCGAAGCUGGAGGGCGAUGCAGAGGCGCGGAUUACUCUUGCGGCUUGA